AUGGAGUCCGUAAUAUCAGUGAUACAGCAUUCUGCUUCGAUUAACAAUGCCUUCAUUUCAACUGUGGAUCAUUUGCCAUGCGAUGUGAUACGGUCUCUUUGGCUAAUGCAGUCUUGUAACAUAGCGUCAAACACAUUCAAAACUGCUUUGGAUCAUUUGAUGCAACAAAUACAAAAAGACCCAGUGCAGUGUAGAAAGAAUCCUGAAACUAUAAGCAAAUUGAUCUAUUUGAAAGAAAAGAUACGAAAUAUGGAUUCAGAAGCCUUGCAAGAGAGCCGUGCCCUCUACAACCAGUUGGUUACGCACCGGACUUCCUUGGUGGAAGAGUUGAACCAGUUGAUGAGCUUGGGGAGUGUGUCUCGGAGUGAGAAUGGUGACAGCAGUAAUGAGUUAGAAAAGGUCGAAAAAAUAGAAGAAGAGAAGUUCUCUCUGGAAAUAACUGCUGAAAAUCUUAAGCAGCAACUUUUGGAUCACUACAAUCAUAAUCCAUUGAAGUCUCAAGUAGAAGCAUUGAAGGAGCAAGAAGAACACAAGAAGGAACUUGCUGCAGCAGCUAUAACAGCACAAGAGCAUUUGCAUUUGAAGUCAAAGAAGAAAAGUAAAGCGUUUCAGAAUUCUUCUACUAGACCGAAAGUCAAGCUUAUACUCAAGAUACCGCAGAAGGGUAAAGAUGCAAAAAGCAGAUUGAAAAAGCAAGAGCUAACUCAAGAAAUGAGUAAAUCGAAACAUCUGAAACACCCAGCACAAAAACCUAAGCCUCAGCCUGAACCUGAGCCCGAACCUGAGGUGUUAGUAGAACCAGAAGAUACAAAUUUGUACUGCUUCUGCAAGCAGCCCUCCCUGGGAGACAUGAUUGGUUGCGAUAACGAAUAUUCGUGCCCCAAUGGAGAUUGGUUCCAUUACAAGUGUGUCGGUUUGCUUAGCAAAGUGGAAGCAUUAAAAUACUCCUCAGGAAAGGAAAAGUGGUUUUGUUCAGAUGGAUGUAGACAAAUAUUCCAAGAUAGGCAGAGCCGAAAGAAAAAGAAGAAAAGUAAAAGAUGGUGA
Messenger RNA from Dujonia railenensis, 1044 nucleotides. The record is from the annotation of a GenBank genome assembly. NCBI's taxonomy places the organism in Eukaryota, Fungi, Ascomycota, Pichiomycetes, Serinales, Debaryomycetaceae.